Rotaria sp. Silwood1 is the source of this 2124-nucleotide messenger RNA. NCBI's taxonomy places the organism in Eukaryota, Metazoa, Rotifera, Eurotatoria, Philodinida, Philodinidae. The record is from the annotation of a GenBank genome assembly.
AUGCCUAUUUCAGUAAAUCAACCAUCAAUACCUAAACCAUUGUCAUGGAAUUUAAUAAUCGAUUCAACAAUUGUUGUUGUCACAGGUUCAAUGACUAUUGGUUCUGUUAUGGUUCAACUUGUAAAUUGUCUCGAUGUAUCUCAAGAUUUUUCUGAUUAUGCACUUUGGUGGCCAAAGGCAAAUAUCUGGUUAUUAAAUACAAAAUGGACACUUGAUCAAUAUGGUAUUCAAUCAGAUGCUCAACUUACUUUUACUAGCAUGCAUAAAUCUAUUCGUUUACAAUUACCUGAUUUUCGUGUUUUAUCAAUAAAUGCAGAUUUUUCCGUUACAGUUUUUGCUGCUGUUUGUAAACUUUGUAAAGAUCUUGGAAUUCGUCAUGCUGAAGAACUUUCACUUUUACGUUUACCAAAAGUAACAAAUCCAAAUGGAUCACAUGAACGUCGUACAUCACCUCGUCGUCGACGUCAUAAUAUUGGUACACUUAAUCGACAUAAUUCUAUGGGUGAUUCAUUAGCAAAUAAUACAUCAACAAUAUCAACAUUAUUUUCUCCAACAACACCUAAACUUCGAUCAACAAUAAUAAAUGAUACAGUAGAUUCAUCAAUGCGUCGUCAACGUCCAAUAUCAAAUCUUUCAAAAUCACUUAAUAGUUUAGUUACAAAUGUUGAUGGAAAUCUUGCUCGAACACCAAUAACACCAAUAAAAAAUAUUUUAUCACAAUUAACUAAACCAAUGAAUAUAAUUGAAAAAUCAAAAUUAAAUAGUCUAUGGUAUGAUUCAUCGAAAUCACUUAUGGAACAAAAUACAAAUGAAAAUGAUCUUAUUUUAUUACGUUUUAAAUAUUUUACAUUCUAUGAUCUGAAUCCAAAAUUUGAUGCUAUAAGAUUAAAUCAAUUAUAUGAACAAGCUAAAUGGUCUAUUUUAAGUGAAGAUAUUGAUUGUACAGAAGAAGAAAUGAUGACUUUUGCUGCUUUACAACUACAAAUUCAAAUUCAAUCGUAUCAAUCCUCAUCAACAUCAGCAGUUACAUCUCCCAAUAAUGAUAUUGGUCAUGAAUAUGAUAAUACAAAUGACGAUGAUAUUGAUCGAGCACUUGAACGUUUACAAGAUUCUCUAUUAGGAACAACAACAACAACAAAUACAAAUCAAUCAACAAAUACUCUAAUACAAAAAUUUUCAUCAAAUGAAGAAUUAUGUGAUUAUUUACGUCUUUAUAAAUCACGAAGAUUUGCAUUUAAAACAUUUAAACGUUAUUGGUUUGUUAUGCGAGAUACUCAACUAACUUAUUAUACAAAUGAAUCUCAACAACGUAGUACACCUAUUGAAAAAAUUUCACUUAAAGGUUGUGAAGUUUUACCUGAUGUGAAUAUAUCAUCUAAAAAAUAUGCUAUUCGUUUAAUGAUACCAUCUAUUGAUGGUAUGAAUGAAAUAUUAAUUCGUUGUUCAACAGAUGAACAAUAUGCGAAAUGGAUGGCUGCUUUUCGUCUUGCAUCAAAAGGUCGCUCAAUUAGUGAAUCAUCUUAUGACACUGAACGUGAAUCAAUUUUAGCCUUACUUAAUAUGCAACGACCAUCAUCAUCAUCAAAUCAUCAACAAAAUAAAUUUGAUAUUCAACCAGAAAAUUUUGUAUCAGCUAAAUUUGUUAAAAAAUAUAAAAUAAAACAGUUAACUGAACGAAUUCUUGAAGCUCAUGCAGCUGUUAGUAAUUUAGAUGGCACAGAAGCUAAAUUACGUUAUUUAAAAGCAUGGCAAGCUUUACCUGAAUUUGGUAUAACAACAUUUAUUGUUAAAUUUAAAGAUUCAAAUAAAAAAGAAGAAUUACUUGGUAUUGCUUCAAAUCGUCUUUUACGUAUGACAUUAACAGGUGAUACUUUAAAAAUAUGGUGGAUAUCUCGAAUGCGUUCAUGGAAUGUUAAUUGGGAAAAUAAAUUAGUAACAAUUGAAUUUGAUGGUGAAACAAUACAUUUUUUACCAUUGUAUGGUAUUGAAAGUAAAUGUAUACAUGAAUUUAUUGGUGCAUACAUUUUUUUGGCUAUGCGAUUAACAACAACAACAUUGUCUAAUAAUAAUGAUCCACUUCAACAGGAAACUCUUUUCCAACGACUUACUGCCGCUUAUAGUUAG